Leptonychotes weddellii (Weddell seal) is the source of this 1638-nucleotide messenger RNA. Lineage: Eukaryota; Metazoa; Chordata; Mammalia; Carnivora; Phocidae. The record is from RefSeq and is a predicted model, not a curated record.
AUGGCGGAGGACGGGCCGAAGCAGCCGCAGCUCAGCAUGCCCUUGGUCCUGGACCAGGACCUGACCAGGCAGAUGCGGCUGCGCGUGGAGAGCCUGAAGCUGCGCGGGGGGAGGCGCCAGGACGGCGAGAAGCUGCUGCAGCCGGCCGAGGCCAUGUACCGCCUGGACUUCGUCCGGCAGCAGAAGCUGCAGUUCGAGCGCUGGGACGUGGUGCUGGACAAGCCCGGCAAGGUCACCAUCACGGGCACCUCCCAGAACUGGACGCCCGACCUCACCAACCUCAUGACGCGCCAGCUGCUGGACCCCACUGCCAUCUUCUGGCGCAGGGAGGACUCGGCCGCCAUGGAUUGGAACGAGGCCGAUGCCCUGGAGUUUGGGGAGCGCCUGGCGGAUCUGGCGAAGAUCCGCAAGGUCAUGUACUUCCUCAUCACCUUCGGCGAGGGCCUGGAGCCCGCCGACGUCAAGGCCUCUGUGGUCUUUAACCAGCUCUGACGGCAGCUCCUGGCUGCUGCCCCCUCCCCGUGCCCGCCCGCCCCGUCCCCUGCCCGCACCCCCUUCCCCGAGGCGUGUGUUUGAGGACAUUCUUCUAGCUGCUGGCCUGUACUCAGCUUGCCCGGGACCCGCUGAGCCUGUGUCCUUCCUCCUCUCCUUUCCCCGGUGCUGGCACUCCUGCUCAUGGGAGGAAGAUGCAGAGGCCCUGUAGUCUAGAAGCUGACCCGACUGCCGCUGCUUCUGCUGUAGACCAUGGAGGCCCGGUCGGGGCCAAGCAUCUGCCUUCUCUCUGCUUCAUUGUCCAGAGAGCGACUCAGAACGAGAGAGACAGACACCGAGAAAGAGAGAUCCAAAGCGCCAGCCGUCGGGCUUCCUCGGGAGACGGAGAGACGACGGAGCAGCCCCCCUGGGGAAUCCACAAGCCUUUGCUGCCCUCCUGGCCGCAGCGCCCUUUGCUGAAGUCCAGAGGUGCACAGUGAGCCUGAGGACCCAGGAAGGCACUGCUCCUGGCCCGGGCCUGGCGCGGUCCCACGACGCCUCAGGGGCCUCAGGACUUCAGGCAGCGUUGCCGUGGGGGCUGAUUUGGGGCGGUGGGGAGCGGCUGACAGGCUCGAGGCUGUGCUUGCCCGUUCUUGCUCCUCUGAGGACUCCAGGAGGGCGAAGUGACAGGGACGGGACAGAUGAAAAAGUUACACAGAGAUGCAUCUGUCUAUACAUGUGCAUAUAUAUUGAGAGAGAGCGUGCAGUAUUCAUGUGGCUGUGUUCCAGAGUCUGUACCUGCCCUGCAAGCAGUCUGAUUUUAGAUGAUCUAUUAUGUAUCGGCCAGCUGGCUCAUGGGUGGCCCUUCGCAGGGGCUUGGUCAGGAUGACCUUGGGGAGGGGGGCCUCCUGAGCUGAGAGCCUUUGAGGUUCAUACCGUGAAGCAGGGAACAGCACAGUGAAGGGGUUUCCCUCUGCCUGGGGGAAGCAGGGUAGAGGGGUCCAGAGAGCCCUGGAGCUGGAGACAUUAGAUUCUUUGGGGCCUCAGGUGUCCCUGCUGGGAUGUCAGGUUUUUUCCAGGUCCCUGGGCAGGAAAGGCACAGGCCCAGGGGGCACCUCAGGAAGUGCCCCCAACACCCUGUCUCUAGGCCAGCCCUGUUUUUUUUCU